AUGCUGUCGGACGCAGACUAUCCCGGUAAUGCUUCUGGUGCACGGAGAGCCAAGAAGAGGAGCUCCGGGGAGUCACCAGGGGACGGACAGACACUGCGCUCCUCAGGAAGGCAGGUCAACGUCCGGGUGAAGCGCACCAACAACCCUCCACCUGGUCAGAGCAAAAGAAAAGCCACAGACACAGAGGAAGAAGAUGACCAGUCUGAGAAGAAGUACAGAAAAUGUGAGAAGGCUGGGUGUUCUGCCAUGUACCCUGUUUGUUUUGCAAGCGCAUCUGAAAGAUGUGCUAAAAAUGGGUACACGUCGCGGUGGUAUCAUCUGUCAUGUGGGGAGCAUUUUUGCAAUGAGUGUUUUGAUCACUACUACAGAAGUCACAAAGACGGCUUUGAGACCUUUGCUUCGUGGAAGAAAGUGUGGACUAGUAAUGGGAAAAGUGAGCCCAGUCUUAAAGCUUUCAUGGCAGAUCAGCAGCUGCCAUACUGGGCUCAAUGCACCAAGCCUGACUGCAGGAAGUGGCGCCAGCUGACCAAGGAGAUCCAGCUCACUGCCUCCUUAGCAGCAGCAUACCGCUGUGGGAUGAAGUUCAACAACAUUAAGAGCGAGGAACCCGACCAGUGCUCCCAACCAGAGGACUUGAGAGUGGCAGAGGUGACGGACAGCUGGUGGCAUUCAAUGCUCAUUUUGCCGCCACUGUUUAAAGACAGCCCAGCCACCCCUUUCCUCACUGCGUACUACCCCGACUGUGUGGGGAUGAGUCCAUCAGGUUCUUCUAGCAACAUGUCUCUGGGCGAGCUGAGGGCGGAUCACUGCAGAGCUGCUCAGCCUCAAAUUCCAGGCUUGUGUCCAUACUUCCAGCCCUUUUACCAGCCAAAUGAGUGCGGAAAGGCUCUGUGUGUGCGGCCUGAUAUGAUGGAGCUAGAUGAGCUUUAUGAGUUUCCAGAGUUUUCCCGCGAUCCCACCAUGUAUCUGGCUCUGCGUAACCUUAUCCUGGCCUCCUGGCACAAGAACUGUAAGGAGGUGCUGACUUCAGAGAAAUGUGCCCAGCACAUCAUUGUUCGUGGGUUGGUGCGUGUGCGCUGCGUGCAGGAGUUGGACCGAGUGCUCCAUUUCAUGACCAGGAAGGGUCUCAUCAACACCGGUGUGCUGGCAGCAAAACAGCCUCUGCUCCCAGAAACUUACUGCUCUAAAAAUGUUAUCAUCAUCGGUGCUGGGGCUUCAGGACUGGCUGCUGCACGCCAGCUGCAAAACUUUGGCACUCAGGUGGUGGUGCUCGAGGCGAGAGACAGAAUAGGUGGUCGGGUGUGGGAUGAUGCCUCUCUGGGUGUCACUGUGGGUCGAGGAGCUCAAAUCGUUAAUGGCUGUGUAAACAACCCCAUUGCCCUGAUGUGUGAACAGUUGGGCAUCAAGAUGCACAAGCUCGGAGAGCGAUGUGACCUCUUUCAGGAGGGAGGGCAGGUCACUGACCCUGCCAUCGACAAGCGCAUGGACUUCCACUUUAAUGCCAUCCUGGAUGUGGUGUCAGAAUGGAGGAAGGACAAGUCGCAGAACCAGGACACACCACUGGGAGAAAAAGUCCAAGAAGUUAAGAAGAACUUUCUCCAGGAGUCUGGGAUGCAAUUCAGUGAGCUGGAGGAGAAGGUGCUUCAGUUUCACCUCAGCAACCUGGAGUUUGCCUGUGGAAGCACAUUAGACCAGGUAUCGGCAAGAUCCUGGGACCACAAUGAAUUUUUUGCCCAAUUCUCAGGAGACCACACUUUGCUUACCAAGGGCUACUCUGUUUUACUCUACAAACUGGCCGAGGGCCUCGACAUCCACACAAAGUGUCCGGUUCAGGCCAUUGAUUACUCAGGUGACGUUGUCAAAGUUACCUCCUCUGAUGGGUCGCAGUGGACAGCACAGAAGGUUCUUGUUACAGUUCCUUUGACUUUGCUUCAGAGGAACCUGAUUCAAUUCAACCCUUCACUUCCUGAAAGGAAAUUGAAGGCGAUCCACAGUCUGGGGGCGGGUAUAAUAGAAAAGAUCUCGCUUCAGUUCCCGUACAGAUUCUGGGACAAAAAAAUCCAAGGAGCAGACUACUUCGGUCACAUCCCACCAGGUCUUGAAAAGAGAGGCAUGUUCAGUGUCUUCUACGACCUGGAUCCACAGAGGAAGCAGGCUGUGCUGAUGUCUAUUAUCAGUGGUGACGCUGUUUCUUCUGUGCGGGACAUGGAGGACAAAGAGGUGGUUGAUGAGUGCAUGAGGGUACUGCGGGAACUUUUCAAAGAGCAGGAGGUUCCUGAGCCAAUGAAUUUCUUCAUCACUCAUUGGAGCAAAGACAUCUGGUCCCAGAUGUCCUACAGCUUUGUGAAGACAGGGGGCAGCGGAGAGGCCUACGACAUUCUCGCUGAAGACGUGCAGGGAAAGGUGUUCUUUGCUGGCGAGGCAACCAACAGACACUUUCCUCAGACUGUGACGGGAGCCUACCUCAGUGGCGUCAGAGAGGCCAGCAAGAUGGCCGCUAUGUAACCUGUCACUCCCAGAGCACUCAUAAACACCAGCACGGACUCACGGGUUGCACCGAACAACAGACCAUUAAUAAAGUCGGACUGUGUUGUCUCACUUGCUCCACUUGAAACACUGUUUUGCUGUACUGUAAUGUAUCUGAUCAGCAAAGUGUCGUGAAUGAUUUUUCAGUAGCGGGGUUAGCCAGGGCCUGGCUCUACAUAUCUAACAAGUGCUUUUUAUUUAUAUCAAAAUCCAACAGGUAACAUGUUGGUGACAAGAUGCAAAAAAAAAGAAAAACAAAAUUAUGAGGAAGUCUCCAUAGCCCCUAAGCAGCUCUGCCUAACUCUGCUGUGCUGGAAAGGAGGAUGGUAUUUUGUUUUAAUGAUAGCAAUGCAUGAAACAUUGGAAAAUCUGAGUGAUCUGAUCAUAAACUUAACCGAAUAUAAUUUAACCUCCAAUCAUCAGGUUUUAAGUGA
This is a messenger RNA of Neolamprologus brichardi, 2960 nucleotides long. It is a transcript of the gene kdm1b, whose product is annotated as lysine demethylase 1B. NCBI's taxonomy places the organism in Eukaryota, Metazoa, Chordata, Actinopteri, Cichliformes, Cichlidae. Gene Ontology annotation, molecular function: protein binding; zinc ion binding; oxidoreductase activity. The record is from RefSeq and is a predicted model, not a curated record.